Messenger RNA from Xyrauchen texanus (razorback sucker), 2578 nucleotides. Its product is annotated as extracellular matrix protein 1-like. The record is from RefSeq and is a predicted model, not a curated record. Gene Ontology annotation, biological process: regulation of bone mineralization; signal transduction. NCBI's taxonomy places the organism in Eukaryota, Metazoa, Chordata, Actinopteri, Cypriniformes, Catostomidae. The transcript is spliced from 11 exons. Gene Ontology annotation, cellular component: extracellular region. Bases 65 to 1558 code for a protein of 497 amino acids.
GAUAGCACACACUCAGCGCUUGACUUCAGUUGAGAAGUAUCUAACAGACGGCACAUCACCAACCAUGGGCUUCUCUCCCAGGAUGGGACUUUAUUUGAUACUUUCACUCGUUCUUGUGUGCGAUGCAUCAAGAGACAUGGAGCAAAGACCUGUUACACACUUUCUGGAUGAAGAGAUGUUUCAGGCAUUUUCACCAGAAGAGAGGCAACUUCCGAUCCAGAGACCGAUAAUCCAUGACAUUUCCAAGAUCAUGCAAGUGAUAGCCUCUUCAGAGCCAGAUACGAACCCGAGAGAAGACACAAAUAUCCACCUUGAGGAUGUCACAAGAGGACACAGAGUUUUUAGUCCUCGCUCUAUAAGACUGAGACUGCAGAUUAUUUUCCCACCAGCCUUUCCAACUAUCGGCAACCACAAAGAUAUCUGUAAAUUUAGUAAAGCUCCAGUCCGAUACCCUAAAGACCUAUUUCCUUCGAGUGGCUUUGGUAGUGAACGUCGGAGAGCUGCUGCUGUCAAUCAACUUCAACCGUGGUAUGGUGUGUGCUGUGGCCUUAAUCAAACACCGGAAAAGCAAAUCUGUUGUGCUAAACAAGCGUGGAAGAAGACCCUUUCUGACUUCUGCAAUGAGGAAUUCUCUGUUAAAACCAGUCACUAUUUCUGCUGCCACAAGAGAGGGCAGGCCAGAUGGACCUGUUUUGAUAAAGAGGCUUCAGAUUCUUCAUACAACAUGUCUUCUGAGAUCACAAAUGCCAACACUCCACACAAGGUCAAAGGCUUCAAAUAUAACCCCAAUACUUGCAAAGGUCUUUCAUCAUCCAACUCAUUAGUGGCUUCCCCAAGAGCACUUAAGAAGACGACUGGAGUUCCAGACAUCAACUUUCCACUUGGCCGUCCUGAUUCCUCAAACAUUGCACUGAUCUGUGCUCAUCGUAAGAUCCGGCCCCGCUACACCCCCAAUUGUCUUCCUCGCACUGGCUAUGGCUUGCUGGCCCAUCAAUCAAAGGCCAUCAAUGUCCUGGAGAAAGAAUUUACCCAGUGCUGUAAAGAGAAAAAUGGUGUACAACGCUGUGCUGAAAGAAAGUGGAAGAGGAUGGUGGAUAUGUUUUGUAAAGUGGAGAAGAAAACCAAAAGAAAGCAGUUCGAGUGUUGCGAAAAGAAGAAAGGAGAAGAGCAGUAUGCCUGUUUUGCAUCUGCUGCUCCAGAUCCAGGGUACAGCUUUAUCGAUGGAGUAUUCACCCCUCUUGCGGCCCCUCCCACCAUCAAUGCAUUCUGUGAUGUGUCCACAACCAUCCAGAACAUGACUAGUUUCCCUUUCUCAGUGGAUCAAAUGGUUGAACGGUGCUGCUCUCUAGUGUUGCAGGAGAGACCUGCAUGCAUAGAUGCAGAGCUUGACAGCCACGUGAAUGAUGUGUGUAAAGUGAGUGAGCUGGUGAAGCCUCAUUGUUGUGAACCCAAUGUCAAAAACCGUACAAAAUGUGCCACAAAACUGCUCCUGCGCUCCAUGGCCAAGGCAAACAAAAUCAAAGACUACGGGAGGAAGAAAUGCCCCCUCUACUCCUAGCUUCUUUUAUCUAGAGUUAAUUUGAGUUGUGAUUCAAGCAGAAUCCUGAUAUUACAAAUGUGGAGAAGUUUAUACAGAGCACACACAUUUUAAUAUACUAACCACGGUUCAAGGAAUGAGAAUGAUAAAUUGUUUUGCAAAACAACUGAAAAUGGGAACAAACUGAUUUUCAAUUGUUUUGGAGUGAAAAUGUAAUUUUUUUAAUGCUGGUUUGUUCCAAUCAUUUUUUUUAUGAAACCAAAGCCAAAGGGUUUAUAGACAUUUUUUGGAAUUACACCAAUUAAUUUUGUCAGAAAAGAUGAAAUGUGCUGAAGGAAAAUGCUGCAUCACACAUUUCUUUGCCUAAUUUUCCAUUGUAGGUCCUAAAUCUUUGGAUUUCUCUCUUCUUUUUUUUCUUCAACUAUGUGUUUAGUAUUACAUUCUUUUACUAACAUGUGUUCAUUUGUGGUAAAUGCAUAAUUUUGAAACUGAUAGUGGAGCGUUUUUUUGUGUGUGUGUGUGUGUGUGUUCCUUGACUUAUUGCCCACUCUGUUAUUGGAAGACACAGUAUAGGGAAAAAUUAUAUAAUUUUAAAAUUCCAAUAUAUUUAUGUUAACAGAAAUAAAAUUACAAAUGCAGUAUGUUUGCUAGAUAUCAUUCACUGGCCAUAGUGGCUAAUUUUAUCUACUGCAUGUCCACGCUGUUAUUGUCCAUCCUGACUCUGCUCAUUUAACAGUAUGGACAAAGUAAUUUAUCUUGACCUGUGUAACUUAUAAAAUCUGUCCCUAACAUAAAGACAUAAAUCCGAAAAGGCACCAAAUUGUACAAAUGACCCUUAUGCCAGUUCCACUUAAUGUUUAUUUCUUUUAAUAUUUGUUCUAAAGUGUUUUUAUUUUAUUUGUUUAUUUUUGAGAGAAAGAUAGAGCGAGGUUUUUGUUUAUUCUUUUUUAUUUUCCAUAAAAAACUGCUUAGACUGUUCAAAUGUUGUUGUUCCAUUCAUGAAUUAUAACAAAUAAAAUAUGUAAUAAAGGCCUGUUUGAG